AUGCCUAAUCAAUCUCCCCUUCUACUGCCUGCACCAACUGGAGUAGCAACAUUCAACGUAGGAGCAUCGACUAUUCAUUCCAAGUUGAGAAUUCCAAUAAAAGAUUUUGCUCAAUUAGAAGGAACAAGGCUAACAACUUUCCAAGAAGAACUAUCACAUGUGAAGUAUAUAUUGAUUGAUGAAAUGAGCUUCAUUGGAGAGAAGUUACUUGAGAACAUCGAUUCCUGUCUUCGUCAAGCAUUCCCACAAAAUUCAGAUCUAACAUUUGCAGUUGGAGACCUGGGUCAGCUACCUCCCGUCAAAGACAAACCAGCAUAUGAGAGCAGAAGACGAGCAAAGAUUCUAUGGAAGGACUUAAAAAUUGUGGUUACCUUAGACAAAGUUUUUAGACAAGAUGGAGAAGACGUUGAACAGAUUCAAUUUCAUCAACUGUUGACAAACUUGAGAGAAGCACAACCUACAAUUGAUGACUGGAAGAUGCUCAUGUCAAGAACAAGUAGUAAUAUGAGUUCAACAAUCAAUGAAGCCUUUGAAAAUGAUGUUCAUUUGUUCUCCAUAAAUGAUAAUGUUCAGAAUCAUAACAGGAAAAAAUUAUAUUCUCUCAAACAACCUGUUGCAUGUAGCAUUGCAAAAAAACUUGGAACUGUUAAUGCAACCGAUGGAAGUUCUCAUGACGAGCUCGAUAUGGAGUUAUUGAUUAGCAAAAAUGCAAGAGUUAUGCUAACUUCUAAUCUCUAG
Messenger RNA from Cryptomeria japonica (Japanese cedar), 738 nucleotides. RefSeq lists its product as uncharacterized. The transcript has 2 exons. The coding region runs from base 1 to 738 and encodes 245 amino acids. Lineage: Eukaryota; Viridiplantae; Streptophyta; Pinopsida; Cupressales; Cupressaceae. Gene Ontology annotation, molecular function: DNA helicase activity. Gene Ontology annotation, biological process: DNA repair; telomere maintenance. The record is from RefSeq and is a predicted model, not a curated record.